This is a messenger RNA of Symbiodinium sp. CCMP2592, 2118 nucleotides long. NCBI's taxonomy places the organism in Eukaryota, Dinophyceae, Suessiales, Symbiodiniaceae. The record is from the annotation of a GenBank genome assembly.
AUGGCGGCUGUUCCUUGGCAGAAGUCCUUCCUCCGUGGCACGGCCGGCCUCACCGCGGUUGGUAUCUUCGUGAUCUUCAUUGGUGUCGCAGUCACCUACUCGCAGCCUGCAGGACCUGAUGCCGAAUCACCUUCGACACUGUCAAUCGCGGCCAUACCGAUGGUUAUGCUCGCAAUAUCGGCUCUGCUGGUGCUGUACCUGGGCGUCUUGGUGGAGCGAGAGACCGUCCUGGAGAAGCUUCCAAAGUUCACGCCCUGCCGGAUGACGACCGUAGUAGUCCUCCUCGUGCUACUCUGUCCGGUGCGACAUCUAGUCUUUGCGCUGUUGCUGAUCAUUUGCGGGAUGGGCCUCGUAGUUUCAAUCCUGGACAGUUUCGAAUUUGGUACUUCCGCUCGCCUCGUCGUGGCCGCGGCGGGCGACGGCAUCCUCUGCCUCGUGCAAGGGGAGGUCCUGAGAGAGGCCGGGGCAGCUGGAGAUGUGCUCGCAGCACAGUUUGGCCUCUUUCUUCUGGCUGGUCUGGGUGGCGGCUUCCUGCCUGGCUUGGCAUUCGUGGCGGCGCGAAGGAAAUUUCCAAAAGUCUGUCGUUAUUCGGCGAUUGGAUAUGCCGCGAUGGCUGUCCAUUCCGCUGUGCUCCUGAUGCAGGCCAUCGGGACCGAGAUGCGCUUUUUUCUUGAUGGCGGCGGCUACAUCUUCGACAGCCCCCAGUGUCUCUACUCCACCAUCGACUCGCCGCUGAGCCUGGUCUUGAACUUCCUGCAGUCUUUUGCAACCGCGGACGAGUACCAGGGUCCAUCUGGUCCAGCAGCUCCCUGCCCGGAGGACGCGGAGUUCGUGAGCAGCGACCCGUCUAUCGUCCCCUUAGUGCAGAUGCGGAGCUGCACGGAAAUGCCUCUGAUCGCACUGUUUUUCUUCCUCCUCCUCGGAGCCUUCGGUGCUGGUCUGGUGCACAUCGGCACGGUGGCUUCCACUCCGAGCACCCGGAGGGUGGUGCCGCAGGGCAUUUCGGACAGCAAGCGCCGACGCGGUCUGGCAGCAGGCGCCUUCAUCUCGAUCGGUCUGGUGGUGGUGAUUGUGCUUGGCGUCUUGGGUCUAGAGUGUCCCUAUGAAGCACCGCGACCAGUGAUGCCAGAGGAAGACAGCGCGGAGCGACCGAUGAACGCUUCAGACUCGUCCACCUCAUCUGACAUGACUACUUCCACUUCAACGCCGCCGAGCACGACUCCGAACACUAUGAUCGGUUCGAACGUAUCGGACGGCUCGAACUUGUCGAAUGAUACAGGAUCAAGGCGACUGCAGUCGAUGGACGGUGGCACCAAUGCCACAAACACCACAACACAGACCACUACCACGACACCCUCGCCGCUCUUAGCAAAUUUCACGGCCAUGGAGAUACAGCAAGCCGAGGAGGUGAUGUACACUUAUCAUGGCGCCAUGAUGGGCCAAAUUGUGGAAAUGACUGGAAAGUGCAUCCUCCCCACCGGAGAGGAGCCUUCUUUCGUGCGCUUCGAAGAGGCUACAGACAGCGACUGUCGACUCCUCUGUUCGCUCCACGACGAAUGCUUCGGCUACAGCCGCGACGGGCCUUUGCAAGGAAUGAACCCACGGGCAUGCCUGCUGUGGACUCAGUCAGGCCUUACAGGCCACGGCCACGGGGGCGGCCUUUGGAGCUGUGCGACGAAGAUUUUGGCCGCCGAGCCACGGAACUGCACCUCUUCGGCGCCGGUGAUGAAGGAUGGCAUCCCCGUGGAGAUGGCCCCAGAGAUCUGGUGCGGCUGCUCCGGCGCUUUUUCGAGGGGCCCCUGGGGCCUCGUGUCCGUGAUUGCGGAGCAGUUUGCCACCUUUUACUGCGAGCUGGGCAUGAUAGCACCCAUGCUGAUCGGGCUGGCAGGCUUCGCCAUCCAUAGCUUUACCUGCUCACAAGCAGUCGCACACCUGAAUGCGCUCGAGGCGCAGGAGACGCACAGGCAGUUGGUGGCGGCAGGGCAGCAGGGCCGGGCUGUUGUGGAUGAAGGAGACCAGCAGACCAACACGGCCAUGGUUGCAUGGCAUGAGGCGCGGCGAGAGAACUUGCCGAAGCCCCUUGCCACACUCGGUACCAGUCGGAUGUUCAGCGUGUGA